Molecule: messenger RNA, 900 nt
Organism: Oldenlandia corymbosa var. corymbosa
Lineage: Eukaryota; Viridiplantae; Streptophyta; Magnoliopsida; Gentianales; Rubiaceae
Source: the annotation of a GenBank genome assembly
AUGCUCUCGCUAAUCAGAGCUGGAUUGUCAGGAGGUCUGAAAUCUAUGAUCUCAUCAUCUCCGCCACCAAAUUCUUUCUCCAAAUUCAUCAUGGAUUCAUCAGCUACUGGGCCCUCUUCCUGCUUUGCUGGGUCUCAGAGACUACGGGCCUUGGCCCAACAGCUCCGGAUGUACAAACCGCCAUCGGUUCCUGGCGAUGAUGAUGAUGAUAUUGAGGAGAAUAACCUUCAAGAAGCUGCUGGGAAAGUUGUUUCCCAAGUGGGUUUCUUGGAAUCUGCAACCCCUGUGGCGCAACAGCCUGAAAGGUUCAAACCCAAGAGGGCUGCUGUUUUGGUCUGUCUUUUCGAAGGGGAUUCCGGAGAAUUUCGUGUGAUCCUUACUAAAAGGUCUUCAAAGCUUUCAACUCAUUCUGGUGAAGUUGCCUUGCCUGGAGGCAAAGCGGAGGAAUCAGAUGCUGAUGAUGCCGAAACUGCCACGAGAGAAGCAGAAGAGGAGAUAGGGUUGGAUCCUUCAAGUGUUAAUGUGGUUACUACCCUUGAGCCAUUCUUAUCUAAGCACCUUCUAAGAGUAAUUCCAGUUAUCGGCAUCCUUCCCGAUAAAACAGCAUUCCGCCCAUCACCUAAUUCUGCGGAAGUUGAAGCUGUUUUUGAUGCUCCCUUGGAGAUGUUUCUCAAGGAUGAGAACAGGAGAUCGGAAGAAAGAGAGUGGAUGGGAGACAAGUAUUUGAUCCAUUUUUUUGACUAUGAAAUGGAUGGUAGGAGGUAUCUGAUAUGGGGCCUUACUGCCGGUAUUUUAAUUAGAGCCGCCUCUGUGGUAUAUCAAAGGCCACCAUCAUUCUUGGAGCAAACUCCGAAAUUCAAGAUACCCAGGGUUGUGAAUACAGAUACUACUAUGCCGUAG